Messenger RNA from Peronospora matthiolae, 456 nucleotides. The record is from the annotation of a GenBank genome assembly. NCBI's taxonomy places the organism in Eukaryota, Oomycota, Peronosporomycetes, Peronosporales, Peronosporaceae.
AUGAUUUCCUGUCCAUUUUGCAACCAUGAAGGGGGAACUGUCCUGUACACGCCACUGACACCGACAGAGCUCACCUCGACUCAUUCCGUGACAAACGGAAUGUCUCCGCGUCGAAGUAGCGCCAUUGGCAUCCCCAAAGCUACAGAAACAGAGUGCACUAUGACGUCAAGUCUGAAGGGUGUGCAGUACGCGUCAGCGGGAGACCGUGAUCGGAUUCGCGAUUCGCUUCGCUUACAGCUUAGCAUCCGCGACAAGCCUGUGACCAACAGCCCACACCUGAAUCGUGUCGCAGCGCUGAAUGAUGCAGCGUCCCGCGUUGCGACAACAUCCGCAGACGCUGCGCGGCUAGAGGAACUGAUGCUCUUGGAAGCUAUCCGGCGGUCGAUGCAAGAUAUUAGCGUAAAAACGACGAGGAACGAGGGAAUUGGCAGAAUGUUCAGCUACCUAACAACGUGA